AUGUAUAAUACAAACUCUGCAGUAUCGAAUGCUGCUACAGGUAAUGUGGUGACGGGUGCUAGUGGACCGAAUGGUUCAGCAGUCAAUGAUUACUUGAUACAGGAUGAUUUCCCAACAUCGUCAUCAGGUCAUAUUGGUUCCAAUGCAAUAUCUUCAGCAUUCACAGAUGGUUAUGAUUACUUUGGUAUCAGUGAAGAGGUUGCCAAUAUAAUACAAACAACUCCAGCAACUCAACAACAAGUAGCUUCAUCUGGUGGAGCUGGAACAUCAUCAUCACAACAAUCUCAAGGAUCACAAGUAGUUGUUACAAACAGCAACAAUAGCAAUAACAAUAACAACAACAACAGUAACAACAAUAAUAACAAGCAAUAUGGUCCUGAGGUGACAAUGGCCAGCGCGACAUCUAGUGCCUUGGCCAACUUGGCGCGUAUACAACAGUUGCAGUCCACUGGUGGCAUCAUCAAUUUACAGAACAAUGGUCAGAAGCCAAUGUUCUUGAUGCUUGGCAAUGAGAACAUGGGCGUGCUGCCCUUCACCGAUGAGAAGAACCUCUUACUACUGUCUGCAUUGAAUAACGAUGGCAAUUCAAUCUAUAAUAUACAAUCACCUGUACUCCUUCAACAACAACAACAAGCACAACUACAUCAACAACAACUCCAACAUCAACAACAACAACAACAACUUCAACAACAUCAUUAUGCACAGCAACAACAACAACAACAACAACAGCAUAUGUUGCCACAACAACAACAAGUACAAGUGCAACAACUACAACAACAACAACAACAACAGCAGCAGGCACAACAGUAUCACCUGCCAACGUAUACCAUUCAACAGAAUCACCCGAUAGUCAUUCAGAACAUUGGCAAUCAUCAACAGCAACAACAGCAUCACUUGCAACAAGCCACCCCUGUACAGCAACAACAACACAUUCAACAGCAACACCUCCAACAGCAACAACAACAGCAAGGACUUAUCCCAGGCCAACAGAUCCCAAUCGGACACCAGAACAAUGUAUAUUCACAACAACAACAACAGCAGCAACAGCAGCAACAGCAACAGCAACAACAGCAACAACAACAACAUCCAAAGAUUAUCUAUCAGCAGUCCAGACCAAAGCCAUCAGCUGGUGUACCCGUACCCGUGCCACAACCACAACAACUACUUCCACAACAAGUUGUUGUGUCCACUGCCAACAGAGCUGUCACAGACCUGACGUCAUCAUCUGGUCCCAGCUCACCCGCACUGCCAGCAUCACCACAGCACAGCCCAAUGCCCAAGCCAACCAAUGCCAAGCAGGCAGCUGCCAUCCAACCAGCUGUUCCAGACCCAGCCAUCUUUUCACAAGUACCAUUCGUUCACACCAUCUCCAACAAGAACGCUGUACAUCCAAUCAAUAACUUCAUACUUAAUGACGACUAUGAGGACAAUAACGUCAACGACAAGCAAAAGAACCGAAGAAGAGCAAGCCAGAACUUGGCCAGCAGAAACUAUAGACAGAGAAAGAAGGCCUAUAUCUCGGAUGUGGAGGUCAAGGUCGAGCAGCUAGAACAGGAGAUUGAGCGAUUGAAGAAGGAGAACUCCGAGGCCAGGAGUCUGGCCAAUCGCCUGCUCCAGGAGAAUGCCAUACUGAGGAACGGCGGCAUGCCUCUGUCAAAGAAGUCCGACAUCCCCGGAUGCACUGGCGACGAAGAGGACGAGGAGGACGGCGAGGAGAUGCUGCUCAACACUGUGGUGCAGCCCAUCAACGAGGGACCGACAGACAUCUCUGUGCUGAUCGAUCGUCUGGAGCUUGGCACCAAGAACAGCCAGGACCGCCAGGCCGACGACCUCCAGGAUCAAGACAAGAUCGCUGACAUCACCAACACGCUCAAGCAGUUCUACGAGACGCUCAAGUCCAAGCACAAUGUAUAUACCGACCAGAUCAAGCAGAUUGUCAACCCAUGCACGCAGGCCAAGUUGGUCCUACUGGAUGCCGAUGUCUCGGGCAAGAACAUUGGAGCGGCCUGUGCUGUGCAGCAGCAGCCCAUGUCUUCGCCAGACCAGCAACACAACCAUUACAUGAGCACACCAGAGAUGCCCCACUCCUCCCCAUCAAGCAGCUCAUCCCACGCACAAGCUCAAUCAUGGUGGACAUCAUUCGUUAACGAAGCCAAUGUCAAUGAGCAUCAAAUAAUGAGAAUCAAACGCUUGAAACAGGACUUCACUGUACAACAUCAAAAGUUCAUCAAGGAGAGACAGGUGCUCAAUAAGGAGGUGAAGGAGUUCUACCAGACCAAGUUGUUCACAAACAGAGGCUAUCAUGGAGGUAUUGGAUCGAGCAGUGGUAGUGUGGGCGAGCAGUCGUCGCCAUCACAAAAGAUGGUGGACAUUGAUGAUCCAAGUCCAGGACAACAGCAAUCAAACAUUGCCCUGUUGGGCGAACGUUUGGAGCAGAUCAAGCUCAACCUGGAGCAGGAGAAGAUCCUACUGUUGGAGACCUAUCAACAGCUUGGCAUUGUGUUGACGCCCUACCAAGAGGCAUUGCUCAUCACCAGAGUGUACAACAAUCCACAGGUCAGCACAUCGAACCUAAUGAUGAUCCACACAAUAUGGGAGGCGAUAUCUCUAUCCGAAUCACAAGAGUCAUUCAACAAGUCACCAACUGUAUCACAACAAUCACACCAACAACAACAACAACAACAGCAACAACAACAUCAUCAUCAAAACCUUGAGCAAAUGCAAUGA
This is a messenger RNA of Acytostelium subglobosum LB1, 2727 nucleotides long. RefSeq lists its product as hypothetical. The transcript has 3 exons. NCBI's taxonomy places the organism in Eukaryota, Evosea, Eumycetozoa, Acytosteliales, Acytosteliaceae. Gene Ontology annotation, biological process: regulation of DNA-templated transcription. The record is from RefSeq and is a predicted model, not a curated record. Gene Ontology annotation, molecular function: DNA-binding transcription factor activity. The coding region runs from base 1 to 2727 and encodes 908 amino acids.